This is a messenger RNA of Penicillium cataractarum, 1560 nucleotides long. Its product is annotated as glycosyltransferase domain-containing protein. The transcript has a single exon. The record is from RefSeq and is a predicted model, not a curated record. The coding region runs from base 1 to 1560 and encodes 519 amino acids. Lineage: Eukaryota; Fungi; Ascomycota; Eurotiomycetes; Eurotiales; Aspergillaceae.
AUGCAAUUUUCAAAUCUGUCAAAUCGCUUGAGUCGCUGGCAGUGGGCGGGCCUAGGCAGCUUGUUCGUAAUCGCAUUCAUCACACUCAUUCAAUACCCAACAGCAACGUCUCGCAGCGACCCGAUUUCAGUAUCGAAAAAUGCCGACAAAAUAUCGGGGCCUGUCUCUAAAUUCCAUCUGCUACUCCCAGCUAGUGGCUAUCAUUUUCGACUAUGUCGCGCCCUCGCCUCUGCGAUAGCUUUGGGAUACCCAGUUUCGGUGUUGAAUGGCUGGAUGAAAGAAGGCGACCUGGACGCGUCCAAGACACAUUUGGCCAAAGUUCGCACUGUCAUGCAAUACCUGGACAGUUUGCCUCCUUCUUCCGAUGAUGAUCUCGUUCUUAUGAUCGACGGCUACGACGUCGUGUUCCAAAUACCGCCCGACGUUCUCAUCGAGCGUUAUUUUGACAUUACCAAAGCUGCCAGUGCCAGACUUGCUUUGCGAGCUGGAGGCAACUCUACUGAAUCGCUCACAGGAGACGAGGCGCCUCGACAAACGAUCUUGUUUGGGCCCGAAAAGGUGUGCUACCCUGUUGAUUGGGGACGUGUUGGUUGUUGGGCAGUCCCGCAGGAUAUUGGAAUUCCUCGUGGAGCCUUUGGACCGGACGAUGGGCAACUACACCAUAACCUGCCUCGAUGGCUUAAUUCUGGCACCAUCAUGGGCCCAGCGAAAGACAUGCGACUGAUGUUUGCCGCCACGCUUGACCGAAUCGCCCAGCACUAUGACCCCAACCACGACUUCAGUGACUCUGACCAAAUGUACAUGAGCGAUGUCUGGGGUGUCCAAGAGUAUGCCCGCUCUAUGAAUGAACUGCGAGAGUAUUUCCAUGGCGAGGUCGACCUAAACGUCGCAUUCCCAACAUAUGACGUGGAAAAGGUCCUACCCAACGUGACCCCAGAUCAAAAAACUGAAUACCAUAUCGGCAUCGAUUACCGAUCGGGGCUCUUCCAAACGCGAGCCGGAUCCGACCAUAUUCUCGAAAUGCUCACAUACAACGAGACAACGGAAGUAAACGGGACCACGACCUUUGCGACCGUCAGUCAAAAUAUUCCCGAGACUCCCAACUUCACCCCCUACAAGAUAUACCUACCCUCCAACCUCGCGUCCUCGAUCGCUCGGAUUCUCCGAUUGGUUGAACCCGCCGUCGGCGCUAUACCGAACGUCACAGAGCUCCGUCUCGAAACAAACGUCGUGACUAAGAACGUCUACGGACUCUUCCAUUCUACCGGAGGAAAGGACUAUAUUGACAAACUGUGGACUCAAUUAUGGUUCUUCCCUUACGUCCGGCCUCUUUUCGAAGCGAUGGUUCCCGCUCUGCAGUCUGGGCGGGCCAUUGCGUUCGCAGAUGGCCGCACAUGGGUCCCCUCUCAUACGCUGUCUACGAAUUCUUCCGUUACCGAGGGCGUCAACGCUACUGGAGCUUGGGCAGACAUCGAUGGUGGAUGGCUGAGCUGGCACGAGCUUUGUGGGGCAUUUGAAGCGGAAGUGUUCGAUGGAUAUACACCACCAAUGGAUGACUGA